Molecule: messenger RNA, 1088 nt
Organism: Neopsephotus bourkii (Bourke's parrot)
Lineage: Eukaryota; Metazoa; Chordata; Aves; Psittaciformes; Psittacidae
Gene: HAX1
Product: HCLS1 associated protein X-1
Exons: 6
Coding region: 28-831 (267 amino acids)
Biological process (GO): negative regulation of apoptotic process; regulation of actin filament polymerization
Cellular component (GO): sarcoplasmic reticulum; apical plasma membrane; clathrin-coated vesicle
Source: RefSeq, a predicted model, not a curated record
GCGACGCGGUGGGAGCGGACGGCGGCGAUGAGUUUCUACGAUGCGUUUCGGGGCUUCUUCGGGUUCCCGGGGCCGCGGAGGCCCCGGGACCCGCUCUUUGGCGGCGCGACGUGGGACGAGGACGAGGAUGGUGAGGACGGCCCGUCUCUGGCGCAGCCCCCCCCGCACUUCGGCUUCGGGCCCCGCGGUGCCUUCGAGGAGCUGUUCCGGGACGUGGGCGAGCUCCUGGGGGUGUUCGGCGGCGCCUGGGCCGGGCUCCCGCUGCCUUCCGGCGGGCAGGAGGAGCGGCUGCCCCCCCCUGAGCCUGCAUUGCCCAGCCCCGGCGAGGGGCGGCCGCUGCGGGACUCAAUGCUGAAGCACCCAGAGAGCCCGGCCCAGCCAUGGAGCCCCUUCCUGGGGCUGGACAACGCUCCCCCGUCUCCUCCCAGCCUCAAGGCAGAUCAGGACCUGGACUCGCAGGUCUCCUCCGCAGGGCUGGGCACCAUCCUGAGACCCAGCGAGCCCAAGGCUCACUCUUACUUCCAGAGCGUCUCUGUCACCAAAGUGACUCUGCCUGAUGGGGCAGUGGAGGAGCGCCGCACCGUGCAGGACAGCCAGGGCCACCGGGAGACAACGGUGACACGCCGGAGGGGGAACCAGGCUUUCAUCACCACCACCAAGGAGGACGGGCAGAGCAAAGACUACCGAGAGGAGGUGGUCAAUAUGGAUGACCGGGAGCUGGCGCAGUUCGCAGGCACGUGGCCGCCAGAGGACAAUCUCCACCCUCCCAACCUGAGCGACCCGUCCUCUGCGCUGGGCAGCUUCUUCCGACGCUGGUUCUCAAGCUGGUAGCUGUGCCCAGCCUGGCUGAGCACCCCGUAGGUGUAAUGGGUGGGGGGACCCUGGGUCUCACCAGGGCCAUGGGGAUGGAUGAAUGGAUGGGUGGACACCAACAGCAGCCUCUUCUCACCACCUGUUCUGUUGCAGAUGGAUCAGAUCCUGCUGGGAGCUGGUCUCUGGGGGCUGCCCAUCUUCUGCAGAAGGACCCCUUGGGGGGCUGAGUGUGUGUGUGCAUGUGUGUACAGAGAAAUAAAGUCUAUUUAUGCUAA